AUGGAGUACCUCUCCCUCCUCAUACCGAUCGCCUACCUAGGCAUCCUGAUCGGCUCGAUGGCGACGUUCUCGCACCUCUACCGCCAACGACAGGUCAACUCGAAACUGCGGCUUGCCCCCUAUUUCGGCCCACACACGACGCGCAACAUCUACCUGUCCCUCCUGCACCUGCAAGACCAGGCCGACUCUUCCUCCUCUUCGACCGGCACCACCAAAGUCCCCGACAGCGUCUUACGUGCGGCCCUCCUCGCCCGUGCGGUGGAAGACAUCCAGCGCAUCAUGGAGGUCCGGACUCGCAAACCCGCGCUGACGCAGCUCCUGCAGCGCGGCGUGGUCGGCGAUGAAAUCUUCCAACGCCUCACGCGAGCCGAGCAGGAAAUGGAAAUCGAGCUCAAGGACGUCGUCGCCGAAGCCAACGCUCUCGCGCCCAACUGGGGCCAGACCAUCUUCCAGAGCGCCAAUGAAAUGGUGCAGAACAAGGUCCUACGCGACAAGUUGGACGCCGUCAAGGCCACACUGCCCGUCGAGAAGGCCGCGUGGGAUGCACAGCGCGAAAAGUCUAGGAGAGAACUGUUGGGCGUCGAUUCCGAUCCGGUGGCCGUGCCAGUGGCACAAUCGGCUCCGGGUCAACUGUCCCUGGCAGAGCAGGCCGCCAGAGCUGCCGCCAUGUCUGCAGUCACGAGCAGCGAUGAUGAUGGUGUCAUCGUUGAAUCUCCUGGUUCGGGACAGCCGACAGCAUCAACAGCUCGCACAGGUGGAACGGGAGCUGGCGCCGGCGCCGGGGGCGGGAAACACAAGAAGAAGAAAGGCAAGAGAUAG
Messenger RNA from Capronia epimyces CBS 606.96, 819 nucleotides. RefSeq lists its product as uncharacterized. Gene Ontology annotation, cellular component: Sec62/Sec63 complex. The record is from RefSeq and is a predicted model, not a curated record. Gene Ontology annotation, biological process: post-translational protein targeting to membrane, translocation. The coding region runs from base 1 to 819 and encodes 272 amino acids. NCBI's taxonomy places the organism in Eukaryota, Fungi, Ascomycota, Eurotiomycetes, Chaetothyriales, Herpotrichiellaceae. The transcript has a single exon.